GACUCGGCUAGGUAGGUAGGUGCUCGACCCGGACGCAGUCGGGAGAAAACAAGCAGCAGGCAGCCUGCUAUUCUCGCGUAGCGCGCGGCUUUUUUCCCGUACGAGAGUUGGCGUUCCAGACGCGAACGACAAAAAGGGACAAGUGGAAAGCCCGUUUGGACUGAUCGCGCAGAGUACGGAUGACACGAGAGUGCGGCUAGUCACAGGCGCGCGCGUGGCUCGGGGAUCUGUAGAAGAGAAAGAGACAGACCGAGAGAGAGAAGCGAGACACGGAGACGACUAGAGGAUAGGACCGAUCACCGCAGGACGGACGGUUAUGAUGGAGAUCGCAGGGCAGCGGAUGCGACAACGUGAAAAAACUGACGUUCGAUAAUACGCCGCGCGACAAGUUCAUUGAACCCUUUCGGGGACCUAGGGUCGCCGUCGCAGUUGAUGCGCUCGGAGCUUUAACGGCCAGGUGGAGGCGGAGGGGGUGAAGAGCGAGAAGAGCAAAGGGUAGUCCGCGACGGGCGAUCAACGAAGAUACAUUCCGCGUUGCACGCGCGCAUCCAGAGCCAGCCAGCUGGACCUUGGAAUUGUGAUCGAUCUCCGGGAGCGCCGAACAAAUCACGGACGAUUAUCGCGAAAAGGAGAGAGAAAAAUAGUGUGUGUCUAUGUAUGUGUAUGUGUGUGUUUGUGAUCAACGCAUCCUCUCGUUUCUCUCGUCGGUAUUCCAAUUCCCUACGGGGUGUUCGAGCUUUUCCGCGGGAGAUUCGCGCGUCAUCCUCGCGUAUGUAGCGUCGUUUGUCGCGCUGCGACCAGACGCGCCAGUGCCGAGGGUGAGGGUGAUCGUCGUGGGAGAAGAUGCGCGCUUGAAGAGAGAAAGAGAGAAAGCGAGAAAGCGAGAGAGAGAAAGAGAGAGAGCGAGAGCUAGGGAAGUCUUCGUAGUCAUCGGAGGACGCGUUCUUCGCAUCGGUGGCGGCCGCGCUUUUAAUCGCCGGUUGCAUGUGGGUCACGAGUUGCAUUCGCCGCAGCUAAUGAGAUAGAGAAGAUUUACCGAGCCAAGAGGAAGAAAAUGUGGAGCUCGGUUACCGCGGCUGGUACGGAAAAUGGGCCAGCACCACCUUCCAGAAGCAAACACAGUGCCACCUUACUCGCCGGUCACGUGUACCUACUCGGGGGUAGAAAUGGAAACCUACCGCUCAAAGAUCUCUGGCGAUAUUGCCUCGCGGAGAGCAAAUGGGAGGAACUGCAUCCGGAGGGUGAGAGACCGCCGGCGCUUCAGGAACACAGCGCGGUAGCCUACAAGGAUUGUCUCUACGUUUUCGGGGGCGAGUUGGGCUUCUCCGCCGGCACGGAAACGCCGCUCUGGGUCUACAAUGUUAAGACGAACUCGUGGCGGAAGGUAAGGGCACAACGGGGCUGCGCGGUGCCUCGAGGUCGCAGAGGUCACACCGCACUGGUGCAUCGUGGACAGAUGUUGAUUUACGGCGGUUAUCAGGACUUGCGCGGAAGUUCACCCGAGUUGUGGGCCUUUCAUUUCGAGACCGAAUCUUGGCACCUACUCUCGUCGAGCGAGAGCGGACCAGCGGCGCGACACAAACACUCAGCGGUGCUGCACGGCGACGCGAUGUACGUCUAUGGUGGGAUGACGGAUUUACAAGAGAGGAACGACUGUUGGCGAUGGGACGUCAACAGUGCCUCGUGGUCCAUGCUGAAGAACAAACCAGGGCCUGGGCCGCUGCACGGUCACGCGGCAUGCAGACUGCCGAGCUGCAUGCUAAUUUUCGGCGGUGAGAGCGGCGGUCUGGCGACGAACGAGCUGUGGAGGUUUCAUUUCGGCACGGAAACCUGGGAGAAGCUGUCCGUGCCGGGACCGAAACCGCAGCCGAGAGCCGAGAGCGUGGCUCUCGCGGUAUCCGAGUUGCUAAUUCGCGGCACCAACGUGGACAAUCCGAAACCGCGGCCGCGGGGUCAAAGGCCGAGACUCUCGAGCAACCGAAUGUCGCCGAAUGAGGCGCCAACCCGACCGAGCUUUCUCAAGGAAAUCUCGAAGUUGUCGCAGAUCAACCUGUCGCGACUCAGUCAUCCGACCAAGUGCAGCUAUUCGGUGCUGAGCGGACACGACGACAACGAGGAGAGCCCUCAGGAGGCGAACACGUAUUAUUCUUUUCAGCAAGUGGACGUCGAGGUGGUGGAACCGUCCACGGGUAUGGUAAAGUCUCGCAGUGCCAACACACUGGCCAGACGGAGACAGAAAGCGCCGGAGGGCACGCCGCGGUCGACGGCCGACGUCGUCGGCGGCGUGAACAACGCCGCCGUCGCUUCUGGUAUGACCAGAGAUCCUAUAUCGGUGCCAAACUUUCGUGCUUUGACGUUGCCAACACCUGUUCUCACGCCUGUAGAGGCCGCCCGAUUGGUCUUCGUAGACCCGGACGAGAACAGCGACGAGGAGCGCAAGGAGCCACCCACGUCGAGAUUGAUCGAGGUGCAGGAAGAGAGGCGAGAUUUCGCGGCGGUACACCAAGCCUGCCAACCGACCCGUGGCGAGAGCUAUAGCUCACACUUGUACGAGGCCGCGUUGCAGACUCCCAAGACUCCGACGACCACCAAGAUCCCCACAUCCGCGUCUGUGCGUUUUGCCGACCUCGAAGAAGGCGAAGAAUCGACGUCGGACUACGCGAGCAUCGAGGCGAGGAGCCCAGGCGACCCGCUCGCGGAUGACGACUGGGUGUCCGGCAGGAAGUCGAAGCCGCACCGGCCCAUCGUCACUUCAUCAACGAUACGUGAGGGCCAGUUUGGCUUCUGCAACCCGAACUACCUCGGCUUGGACGAAGCGAGAAGCCACCAUCAUCAGCAACAGCAACAGCAAGACGGCAAAUACGCCAAAUUGCUCAACAGUCCACCCGACAGCGUGCUCGAGGACGAACCCGGCAGGUCGGCCUCGCAGACCUUCGCUGAGCUCUUGGAGCUUCAAGAGAUUCGGAGGGUGCCACGCGCACCCCCUAAAAGCCUGCCGCUGGGCUCGCCCUCGAGGAGAGCGGUGAGCGCGUCCAGGGCCGAAAGGCAAAGGGCAAAGGUGGCGGCAGUGGACGCGACCGACGCGAAAACGCCCUCCUAUGGACCGGCGCCCUUGUACGUUUUUUUGGUCGGCGGUAAAGAGAAGGGUCAGGUGACGGUGUUCGCGAGGCCGGUCUCUCUGUGGAAGCUGCAGCUGGCGCCGCAUAUCUUCUAAAGUCAUGACACGAUCCGCGCGAAUCGACAGUCGUCUGUACGCCAGUCAGUCAGUGAUAAGGGAGAGCGCAAGAUUACCGAUAACAGAAGCGCUUCGUGUUUUUCGUUGACCUUAUGUGUUCUUUAUGUCGCGUGUUCCGCAGCCGGCGGGUAGAAAGUUGCAACAACUUUUUUGCAACGACUUUCGCAACCCAUUCGUGCUACGAGAAUUUUUCUUUUUUGAGUAACUAUCAGGAAAUAAAGUUUCGCAAUUUUCAAUUUAAAAUUUAAAAACUAAAAAUAUUUAAAAUUUCAAUAUCUCUGGCUUUAAAAUUUCUAAUUAAUUUCGAGUAUCAUUUAAAGUACAAUUCUAAUUAAUUUCAAAUUUAAAGUAUCAUUUAAGCCUCUAGCUACGAAACUGGCUGUGGCGCUGUAUACAGAUUUCUCUGCCGCGAUGUGCAUGUAAACGAAAAUGCACACAACUUUUAAAAACCACGAAAAAAAGUGAGAGAUAACGACUUAGAAAUUACUAAGAAAUGGUUUGGCGGAAAGCCACUUUAGUGGCGCUUCGUCAAACAGAAUGACUUACAGAGAAGCCACUUUAGUGGCGCAUAGUAGCUAGAGAGUUAAAAUAGAAUUUUUCACUUAAAAUUUUUCAUUGCACGAGUUCUCAAAUUUUGCAAAGUAUUGCAACUUUUUUUUUCUCCCGCCGGCUAUAUAUAUAUUUGUCGCCUUGAAAUAUUUUAUUGUGAUUUAUUUGAUCGCGUUAACAACGCCGACUUCGACGAAAUGUUGUACAAAUGUUCUUUGUUUAUUCGUUCAGUUUUUAUUCGUUUGAUUUCACAAUUGUUAGCUGUUCUUUUACGUUGAAGUUUGAGUUUCGCCGUGGUUCUGCGCUGCGGUAACCUGCUUUGGUAUGCCUUCAACCUUGGAGGUCGCGAGGAAUCGGAAGAAUCGAAGUAUCGCGUGACACGCCGGAGCGGCGGUUCUCGUGCAGUUUUUUUUUCUUUCUCGAGAACAUCGUCGACGUGUAGAUGUGCAAUUCAGAGGUACGCUUCGAAGAGGUAAAACCAAUCGCGAGAUGGACAGCCGGCCGAAUGAGAAAUAUAUAAAGGUCUUCGCGUUUGAUUUAAUAAUGCGCCGUGGGUAGGUAGGUCGAUAGAUAGAGUAUAAGCACGUAUCUAUAGCGUAGACAUUAAAAUUCGCGCGAGAAUUUACUCUGCCGCGUCGUUCCUUCCGCCGCGUUCUCGACUUAAUAACGCCGCGAUCUGCGCCGCGUCCGAAACACCGUUGUCUCGACAUUUUUAUACGGAAUAUCCAAGUUCUCUUACGUUAGAGUUUAGUGCAAAAGAUUCGUCGUUUAUCCGUUCCAUUCGCGCGGAAACCGAAAGUUCUCGUUCGACGUCUGAAAGAAAUAUCGAGUCCACGUUUACUUUAUUCGUAAGAAUUAUCAAAAUAAUUCGUUAAAAAAUUUUCAAACAUUGUCGGACGAACCUGUCAGUACUUCGAAAUUGAAUGUCGUUACCGAUUUUACCCGACAAAUGCGAUCAAGCUUUUGCACUGACCUGAUACUUUCGUCCGUAGAGUCUAUAUUGAAAUACGUUGUAUCAUUCGCAGAGAAAUAUUCGUCGAAUCGAUACUCCUGUUGUGUAUAUGCGUGCGUGUGUAAGAGUGUGGGAGCAUAUGUGGGUAAGCGUGUAUAAAACGCGGGUAUUUAAGACGACGCGGCCGUGAAAUGAUACUCGCUGGGCUCAUAUUGAACCCCAGUCGAUUCAAGUGUUCCCUACGUAAGUUUUGUAAAACCACAAUGAAUGUUUAUGCAAUGACGUACACCAAGUCAAAAUGAAUGCGUGUGUGCGUGUGUGUAUGUGCGCGCGUGUGUCUGUAACGUUGCAUCGAUCCUCCAUUCCAUCACUGAUGUUUUAUCGACAAACCGCCGACGCGACGCGUGAUCCUAUUAUUUAUCAUCGUAUCCGUCUUUCACUGUACGUAAUAUACGUAACUUAUUCGUAAGAUAACAAACCACAGACUUCCCGAUUGCCAAAGCUUCGUGUUGUUCGCGAAUAAAGCAUUAGAACCAAUUAAGAAAAUCGACUGGCUUGAUCUGCGCUCGACUGCCAUCGCGAUCGCGACAGAUAGAGAAACGGAGAAAGAGAAGAAGGAGGGGGGAGGGGGGAGAAAAAGGGAAAACUCGAUAUAUGUGUAAAGUAUAAAUUAGAAUUAACGUUGGAGCCGUAAGCUUACGUAAAUAAUAGCGUCGGGGACAUCGAUCGAGAAUUAACGAUCGAGUCGCGGUUGUGUCUACUUUAGAGUUUAUUAAGCGAUCGAACCGAGCGAUUCUACUAUUCUGCAGUGUAGGUAGAUUUUUAUAAAGGAAUUUUAAAGUAUCCGUAUUCUCGACACGAGAGAGAAAGGGAAAAACAAAGCGAGAGUGAAAGCGAGAAAGUGAGUGAGUGAGAGAGAGAGAGAGAGAGAGAGAGAGAGAGAGAGAGAGA
This is a messenger RNA of Odontomachus brunneus, 5687 nucleotides long. RefSeq names its product host cell factor 1-like. The record is from RefSeq and is a predicted model, not a curated record. Bases 1055 to 3214 code for a protein of 719 amino acids. Lineage: Eukaryota; Metazoa; Arthropoda; Insecta; Hymenoptera; Formicidae. Gene Ontology annotation, molecular function: protein binding. The transcript has 8 exons. Gene Ontology annotation, cellular component: Golgi apparatus.